Molecule: messenger RNA, 9987 nt
Organism: Closterium sp. Naga37s-1
Lineage: Eukaryota; Viridiplantae; Streptophyta; Zygnematophyceae; Desmidiales; Closteriaceae
Source: the annotation of a GenBank genome assembly
AUGGCGCCAUCAUCUGGCGGAAAGCGGGAAGCGGAUGCGGGGGGGUCUGGAAAGGGAGCGGGGGGGAGCGGAAGGGGUUCAGGGGGGGGGAAUCUUACCCCUGAGGCGGCGGAGAAGCAGCUGCAGGCGCGGUGGGAGCGGAUAGAGGAGGCGCUGGGUGAACUUCCGGAGGAUGACGAGGCGGAGGAGAAACUGAUGGCUCUCAAGGGCAAAUGGUUUACGGAAGCCUUUGCCUUCCUCUCUGCGCGCCCCCCCUCCUCCCACCUGUGGUGUCGCCACCGCUCUCUCACUCAACCGCUCAUAGAACCUUUCUACCACUACCACUCCGGCCCGCCCGACACGCGCGCCACUCUGCACGCGCUCUGGGCGCGCAUGGCUGGGGAGAUGCGCGCCUGCACGCGCUGUGUGGCCAGAUACCACGCGGCCAAGCGGGUGUAUGAGGAGGAAUAUGUGGAGGAAGUGGUGGGGCCUGUGCUGGAGACGCUGAGGAGGUUGGAUGAGGAGAGGGUGGCGGGGGAAUUGAGGGUGCUGGUGGGUCGGGCGGGUGGCGGGACGGGUGGUGGUGUUGGAGCCGGUUCUGGGGGUGUUUCGAGUGGUGCUGGCAGUGGCAGUGGUGGGCAGGUGCUAGACGCGGAAAGGGACGGGCCAGGAGUUAUCUGCUUAAUGUUUGAGCUUCUCAUGUACCCGCGUGUGCUGGAGGACGCAGAGGUGUUCGCUCUCGCUGGCCCUGCACUGGUGCUCGUAGAGAGACACUUCGAUUUAUCCCUCACUCCGGGACAGAGAUACCCGGUGAGUCUGUGGGGAGGGCAGGGGGUGAUCUGUCUCAUGUUUGAGCUGCUCAUGUACCCGCGUGUGCUGGAGGAUGCAGAGGUGUUUUCCCUCGCCGGCCCUGCUCUGGUGCUCGUGGAAAGACACUUCGACUUAUCCCUUACCCGGAGCUGGUUCACCUCAAGCUCUCGGCUGGUAGGGCUGUCACUGGGGGAUGCAGAGGUGUUUUCCCUCGCUGGCCCUGCUCUGGUGCUUGUAGAGAGACACUUUGACUUGUCCCUCAACCCAGGACAGCGAUACUCAGACCUCAGCAAAGACACUGGAGCCAUGGUGUAUACCAUCGUCUAUCAUCCUCCUUUCCCCCCUCCCCACCCCUCAGGAACAGCAGCAGAUUUGAAGCCCAUCGACCCUCUCCUGCAGCAGUGCAUGCACGCUCUGGAAACAGCAGCAGAUUUGAGACCCAUCGACCCUCUCCUGCAGCAGUGCAUGCACGCACUUGAGUAUGACCUCUUCGAUACAGGCACACCCGCUACUGGCACGGGAGCAGGCUCGGGAGCAGGCACAGGAACAGGCUUGGGAAGAGCCGGUGCUGCUGGUAACGCCACUGCCCCUGCGAGUGCGCAAGGGGGAGCAGGAGUUGGGGGUGGGAGGGAAGGAGGCGAGCGGCCUCGUGUGGUGCACUCAAAGGAGGACAUGUGGCAGGGGCUUCUCACCAUCACUGGACGAGGGGGUGGUGGAGCGCUACCCUGCCUGUGUGCUCUCCUCCUCCCUCAUGCCGAUCGCCUUUCCCACCUGCAACCCUUCAACCUCUCUCAACCUCUCCCAACCUCUUCCAACCCCCAUCCCCUUCGCAGCCUAUCCCUCAUGGCCCCUCCAGCUCUGGAUGAGGGGGUGGUGGAGCGCUAUCCUGCCUUUGUGAGCAUAGUGCUGAACCACGUGGGGGAGGACACUUCAGUGUUCCGACCCGCCCUAGCUUGCUACAAGCUCUGGCUGCACUCGGCCUUCCCACCCGGUGUCGUUCGCAACACUCUCAUCUCGCAGUGCUUCAACUCCUCCCACGAGCCCACCCACAAGCUUCUCCUUGACCUCCUGCCGCCCUUCCUGCAGUCUGUGGAAUCGCUGGAAACGGAGGAAUUCGAGAGGCAGCGGCGCAGCAUCCUCUUCUUCCUGCUCAUCCAGCUGCCCAACAGUCGCAACUUCAGCACCACCACCAUCAAGAUCGCCCGCCGGAUUGCAUUCAGCCUCAUCCUCCAUUCCUACCUCCUCACUCCGCCUCUCCCUCCCACUGACUGUGCUGACAUCUGGGGGCCGCCCCUCGUGGGGGCAGUCAAGGACGCAUCUCUCCCCGACCCCCUCCGCCUUCCUGCCAUCCACCUCGCGCAGGCAAUCAUCACUGCCGAUACUUCUGCCCUCACCUCCCUCGCUCUCGCCCGAGCUUUCGCUGGUGCUUCGGCACUAGGUCCGGGCUCAGGUCCGGCUGCAGGCUCGGGGUUUGCUGCGGCAGGUGCGCCGAGCGUGUUUUCGCGGUCGCUGGUUUGCCCAGGGGAUGGGGAGGAGGGAGGGCAUGGAGGGCAGGGAGGGGAGGGAGGUGGUGGUGGUAGUGCUGGUAUUGCUGGUGCUGCUGACACCAGCACAGGCCAAAUUUCCUCUUCCUCCACCGCCUCCCUCACCCCCUCCUCCUCCUCCUCCACCUCCUCCUCUUCCUCAAUCUCGGAGGGUUUGCCUCAAGACCAGCUGGACAGGCUUGCUGAGGUGGCGGCAGCAGAGAGCGACAGGUGGCAUUGUGCCCCGGCGCUCUGGUUGGAGCUACUAGAGCGAACUCCCCCCCAGUGGUUACCAAAACCGUUACUCAGAGCAGCGGUUUGGGCGGCAGGGCAUUUCUGCCUCUCGGCCUCCGCCGCUGCUGCUGCUGCUUCUACAGGUGCUGCUGCUUCUGCUGGUGCUGCUGGUGCUGCCGGGAGUAAACUCGGCAACCCGGCGGUUACCAGCAGUGCAGUGGUUACAGCGGCUCUGCACUGGAGGUUGGCUCCUGGGGCUGGGGGAGGGGGGCGAGGGGCGAAAGCUGGGUGUGUGAAUGCGGUGGCAGCAGCAGAACAUGAGGAGGAGUUGUGCGUCAUUCUGCAAAGGAGCGUGUCCUCUUGCCUUGUCCAGAUCAGAGGCGCCAAUCGUCUCAAGCUGCUGACGUGGCAUGCCAGCCUGGCAGAGCCUCUCAUCUUCCUCCUCAUCGACUCCCAAUUGCCCAACAGGGACAUGGCGCGUGAGCUGCUCACCUCCCUCUGCAGGGACCACCGCAUUGACCACCAGCUCGCCUUCCUCGCCUCCUCCUCUGUCUCUGCCCGUGGGCUCGUUCGGGCAUUCGCCAAGGCGGCUGCUGUGUUGUCCCUGGAUCCCACAGGCAAGCAGGCAUCGAUCAUCCAGGGCCUUCUAUUCUGCCCCUUCCGUUGCCGUGCUCCAGUGCUCCCCUUCGUCGCCCCUUCUUUUCCUCAUCUCCGCCCCUUCUCUCCCCAUGCCCCUUCCAUUCACCAGCUCUCCCUGGAUCCCACAGGCAAGCAGGCAUCAAUCAUCCAAGGCCUUCUCUUCUACGCUUCCAAGCUCCUCGGCCCACCCUCCGCACACCUCUCCUGCAUCUCUCCACCGCACUCCACCCCUCUGCCCAGCCCCUCUCCUCCCUCACCCAGCUUGGGUGCUAAGUCUGGAGGUUUUGGGAAGGGUGGGGCUGGAGCAGGGGUAGGGGUCGGGGCACAAAUGGGGAUCAAGAAGUUUUUUACCAAGCCAAGUGGGACAGGUGCUGCUGCUGCUGCUGCUGCUGCUGCUGCCGCGCCUGGUGCUUUUGGUGGUGCCGAUGGCACUGCUGCUGCUGGUGUAAAACUGGAGCAGCAACAUGAGGAGGGGAGGGCGAAGGAGAAGGCAAGGGAGUGGGAGCGGGAGGAGAGGGUGAGGGAGGAGGUGUGGAGAGCGGUGGGGUGGGAUGUAUCUCGUGUGCUGUGGCCCAUGGUGGCUUUCCUCGUGUGGCGCUGCAGGGCGUGUGCUGAUACCAUCACCACUGGCGGCCAGAAGCUCGUCUUCGUCCGUCUCUUUGAGAUCCUGCCCCUAGCCGUCACCCACCUCCUCGUUCCUCCCUUAGAGUCUCACUCUCUUCCUUCCCUUUACACCCCCCUCCUCCUUCCCUUCCGUCCCUGCCUUUCCCUUCAACAGAAGCUCGUAUUUGUCCGGCUCUUUGAGAUCCUGCCCCUAGCCGUCACCCACCUCCUCCCUUCCUCUCGUUCCACCACCACCUCUGCUGCUGCUACUGGUACAGCUACUGCCACUGCUGCUACUACAGGCACCAGUGCCCUCCCCCAUCCAUCUGCCCCUGGGGUUUUCAAAAAUUCCAGUAUGGGUUGCGAUGGUAAACUCUCUCUCUUCCCCCUCGCUGCUUCUUCCCUGGAGAUUCCGAACCUGCUGCUGGAACGGAGCAUCGGCCAGACCUGGGGUGGAGGCUCGGUAGGGGUCCGGACCGCAUGGUUCGGGGAUGGAGGUAUGGGUGGUGGGGGGCCUGGAGGGAGAGAGGAGGAAGCUGAUUGGGUGGCUGACGUGGCAGCUUGUGUGACUGUAAAGGAUGGGUCUAUACUGCAUCGAUGGGUGGAUGCUUCAGCAACAGUGCUCAAGGCGUUACAGGUUAUGUGGAACAGCAUCACUGGUGGUAACCAUAUUAUAGAUCGUAACAAAAGUGGUGACGGUAUUAGCAGGAACAACAGUAGUGGUGGUAGAGGGGGAGGUGGGAUUUCAGGGAGGUGGAAAUGGGCUGUUCUGCUGAGGGAUUUCUGUAGCUGCCUGAUUGCUGGGAUUAAGCUAAGUGUUGGUGUGAGUUUGUCUCAAGAGCAGAAGGAUAGGCUUCUGGCAGCAGCACAGCAUGCAGCGUCGCUUGUUUCAGCUUUGGAUGCCGAGCCUCCGCCGAAGCAGCCACUACCGAACCUGAGAGUUCCGUCCGUGGAUGGGGGGGUGGUGGAUGGGGAGGAGGGAGAGGAGGAGAGUGGGAGAGAAGGGAUUGAUGAUUUGAUUUACUUGUUUAGUGACGACGAGGAGGAGGAGAGGGGUAAGGGGCAGGAGGAAAGGAAGGGUGAGGAUGAGGAAGAGAGAAGGGGAAGGUUGAGGGAGGAGAGAGUGGGUUGGGGUGGGGGUUGGAGUGUUGGAGGAGUGGAAAAGGGGACUGCCGGUAAGGGGAAGGGAGGAAUAGUCGAGACUAUAGAUCUAGACGAAAUUGAGGAGGUCGGUUCUGGGAUGGGUGCUGGUGGGAUGGAUGCUACAGGGGUGAAAGCAGCGAAGCAGGAAUUAAAGGGAGAGGAGGAGAAAGAGAGAGCGGGUGAUGCGAGUAUGGAGGAGCUAGCAGAGGAAGCGAUGGAGGAGGACGAGGAGGAGGACCAAGAGGAGGAGGAGGAAGAAGGGGAGGAGGAGGAAGAGGAGGAGGAGAUGGGGGAGGAGGAUGAGGAGGAGGAUGAGGUGCCGAUAGGGCAGCUGAAGCGAGGCAGUGAAGGUGGGGCCGCAGAGGCUGAGACUCCAUCUGGGGAAGGUGCAUUUGCAAAGUCAGCGCCUUCCUUUCCGUUCUCCGCAGGCGCUGCAUCCUCCUCCUCUCAUGCUGCCUCUCCCUUUUCCUCUCUCCUUUCCUCGCAAGCAGCAAAGCAGCGGCGCCGAAACACUCUCGAAAAAUACCUGCGCACGCAGGUUGCAGCAGCCGCUGGUGCUGGCGCUGCAGCUGGUGCUACAGCCGCCGCCGGCACAACUUCUGCUGGCACUGCAGGUGCAGGCAUGGGAGCAUCGAGUGCAGGGUCAAGGCUUGGAGCAGGAGGGGUCGUUUUCAAGAAGCCGCGGAGCCUUCUAAGCAGAAAGCCAGGUGUAAUGAAAGGGGCAGGCAGAGGGGGCAAGCUGACUGCGAUUCGAGAGUCGCACAAGGCAGAGGUGGAGCAGAGGAACAGUGCACUGGGGGACGUGCAGCGGCAAAUCAGAGAGCGACAGCUGGCGGAGAGGCUGAAGCAGCAGCAGCAGCAGCAGGGAGGGGCAGGGGGGGCUGGUGCAGCAGCGGAUCCGUUUGCGUUUACUGUGGAACCACCCUCGGGUGCAGGUUUAUCUGAUGCAGGCUUAUCUGGCAAAGUGCCUAUCCCACCAGCAGUGGCACGUUCAGCAGCCGCAGCAGCAGGGGCAGGCGGAGCAGGAGCAGGAACAGGAGCAGCAGGGGCAGCAGGGACAGCAGGAGCAGCAGGGGCAGGAAAAGCAAAGGCACCGGUGCUUCUAGAGGUGUUAGCAGAUGAUGACUUGGAUGCAGAGUUGGAGAGAGAAGCAGCAAAGGCAAGGAGGCCAGGUGGGAAGCUUUCGAUAGGUGGUUUGGAGGGCAUGAACCGCGUUGCAGACCAGAUCAAACGCCACCAGACCAUCGCACUAGGCUCGGACCGGACCGGCCCGGCAGGCUUGGCGGGUAGGCUCGGCAUCCAGGACUGGAUGGCUUGGAAGAAGCCGCCGCUGCCGAAGCUAGACGAUUGGUUCCGGAAGAUCCUGGCUAUGGAUUAUUACGAGGUGGUGUCCGGUUCCGAGCCUGCAGGUUCGGCGAGCCGGGGGUUGGUUCGGGUGCCGGACGAGUUUGGUUCGGUGGCGGAGUACGUUCGGGUGUUCCAGCCACUAGUCCUGGAGGAAUUUAAAGCGCAGCUUCGGCGAUCGUACGAAGAUGCUGUAGGUUCGGGUGGGGGCGGAGGAGCGGGAGGAAUGGGAGGAGCGGGAGGAGCAGGAGGAGGGGGAGGAGCGGGAGGGGGAGCAGGGGAGAGGAGGGGAGGGGCAGAGGUGGCAUAUGUGGGAGCUCUAAGAAUGCUGUCGAUAGAGAGGGUGGAUGAUUUCCAGCUUGCGAGGUUCAUGGCCGAACCAGGAGCUUCAUCAGGGUCCCGGGCGUUCUGUGGGGAGAAUGAUCUCGUGCUGCUCACUCGGAAAGUGCCCGACCACGCUGCUGCUGCGGCUGCUGCUGCGGCUGCUGCAGCUGGUGCUGCAGCACAGCAGCUUCAUGUGCUGGCCAAGGUAAGAAUAAUUUCAUGUGAGAGUGAUGUGAGUGGGGUGGGACCGUUCUGUGGGGAGAAUGAUCUCGUGCUGCUCACCCGUAAAGUGAUCGACCAUGCUGCUGCAGCAGCAGCUGUGGCUGGUGGUGAUGCUUCUGCAGCAACGCUUCAUGUGCCGGCCAAGGUAGAGCGGUGGGAGUAUGAAAGGAAGUCUCGGGCAAUGAUCAUCCAGUUGCGCCUCUUCCUCCCGCCCACUGCCAAACCCAAUACACCUCACCCCACCGCACCCCACUUUCACCGUCCUGCUAUCUCUUUUCCCCAGGUGGAGAGGAGAGAAUACGAGAGGGAGUCUCGAGCGAUGGUCAUCCAAUUACGUCUCUUCCUGCCACCCACCGCCUCACCCCGCCUCGCACGCUGCAAGCAGCUGAUGGGGGACCGCAGCUGCUGGCACGUCACGCGCAUCCUCUCCCUCGUGCCGCACAUGCGCGAGUUCCAGGCGCUCGCUGCUGCCCAGUACCUGCCUCUGCUGCCACCUCUGCUUAAGCCCAGCUGCUUCACUGCUGCCACUUCUGGUGCUGCUGCUAGUGCUGGUGCUAGUGCUGGUGCUGCUGCUGCUGCUGGUGCUGCUGCUAGUGCUGGUGCUGGUGCUGGCACUGGUGCCGCUGAUGCCACUGAUUCCCACGCUGCAGCUGCAUCCCUGGAAGGAACGCCCCUGCCGCUCUCUCUCAGGCACAAGUACGAGUCGCAGUUCAACCGGCAUCAGCUGCAAGCCAUACGACAGGCCGUUGGAGGGAACAAGGAUGGAAUCGGAUCAACUUGCAACGAUUCGGCCUUCAGCAGUGCUGCUGCUGGUCGUUCUGCUGCCACUGCCGCUGCUGCUGCUGCUUCUGCUGCUGGUUUUGGUGCCGAUGGUGGUGGUGGGAGUACCGAGGCAAAUCGGCAGCUGGUUCUAGUGCAGGGUCCGCCAGGCACAGGCAAGACCCGCACCAUCGUUGCCAUCAUCACAGCCUUACUAGCCUGCAAGAAAAGAGUAAACUCUGGGAAUCAGGAGCACUCGGGAGCAGGAGAAGACAGGGGUGUGGGUUGGGAUUUGAAAGAGCCGAGGGUUAGAUGGGCUGGGAAGGGGCCGGGGUUGAGGGGUGGAGGAGGAGUGGGAGGGAGGUUGGGUGGGGAGGGGAAAAGGGUGAGCACUGCAACUGCUAUGGCGCGUAUGUGGCAAGAUGCUGCUGUUGCCAUGGAUUUGGCGAGAGGGGGGAUGAGAGGAGGAGUGAGGGGAGGAGUGAGGGGAGGAGGAGGGGUGAGUCGAGGAGGGGGAGGGGGAGGAAGUGGUGGAGGGGGAGGAGGAGGGGGAGUGGGAGGGGGAGGGGGAGGGGGAGGGGGGAAGAAGCAGCGGGCGAGGGUGCUGGUGUGUGCGCAAUCCAAUGCUGCAGUGGACGAAAUCAUAUCUCGGAUCUUCCGAGCCCAUGCAGAAACAGACAAGGAUGGGGAGGACGAGACGGCGCGAUCUCAGCCGUCGGUUGUGCGCGUUGGGAACGCAUCAGCCGUCCAUCCGGACUCCCUGCAUAUUCACAUUGACACACUAGUGGCUAAGAGGCUAGUGAAAGAAGCAGCAGCGAGAGGUGUGAAUGUAGGCAGUGGUGAUAGUAACGAAGGGGGGAGAGAGGGUGGUGGGGGUCUGAGUGAGAAGGAUUGGAGGGAUGUGUUUGGUGGUGGCGCUCGUGGUGGUGUUGGCACUCGUACAAGCACAGGCAACGCUGCUGCUGGUGCGAGUGGUGGUUUAGGAACUGAGAGUGCUGUAAGGGAGAGAGUGGCGCAGUUAAGGCAGCAACUGGAGCGUGCCUUCGAGGUGAUCAGAGCAGUAGAGGCACUUAGAUGCAAGAAACGCGCAGGGGAGGAUGGGGAGGGUGGGGAGGAGGGAAGAGCGGAGGAGGCGGAUGGAGGGAAGGGUGGUAGUGCGAGCGAGAGGAGAAGGGAGGGUGGAAGGGGAGGGGGAGAGGAGGAGAAAACGGCUGAGGAAAUAGCAGAGGAGAUAAUAUCGCAUGGGGAGGAUACUAUUAAAGCGAGGCUUAAUCUGCUCUAUCGGAAGAAGCGGGAAAUUUCGGCUGACCUGGCAGCAGCGGAGAAGGAGCGGCGGGCAGCUGCGGAAGAGGAUAAAGCGCGCCGGGCAGCGGUGAAAAAAGAGAUUAUAAGAGAGGCAGAAGUUGUGGUGACUACAUUGAAUGCGUGUGGAGGGGACGUGUUUACUGCCUGUUGGGAAGGGGCAGGGGAGAAGGGAGGGAGAGGGGGAGGAGGAGCAGAGAGGAUGGGUGGUGCUGGUGGUGGUGGGAGGUUUGGAGGGAGUGGAGGGAUGGGAGGGGGGGUUCUGGGAGCGAGAGGGAGGGGAUGGGGAGGAGGUAUGGGGGGAGGAGUGAGAGGAGGAGCUUCAGGUGGUUUUUCAGGUGGAGGGUCAGGUGGGGUGCUGCCGUCGUGGAUGGAGGGGUUGUUUGAUGCAGUGGUGAUCGAUGAGGCUGCUCAGGCAUUGGAGCCAGCCACACUGAUUCCCCUCCAGCUGCUCAGUCGAAUCAGCAGCCGAUGCAUCAUGGUGGGCGACCCCAAGCAGCUGCCAGCAACAGUCCUCUCUCGUACCGCAUCCAACCUUCGUUACGAGCGCUCGCUAUUCGAGCGACUGCAGACGUCUGGUUACCCGGUUACCAUGCUGUCCACACAGUACCGCAUGAACCCCCACAUCUCCCGCUUCCCCUCCUCCUUCUUCUACCAGUCCCUUCUCUCUGACGCUCCCUGUGUCACCGCCCCCUCCUGGUCCUCCCCCUUCCAAGCCUUAUCAUCCAAUUACCCCUCGCCUUCCUCAUUACAGUCUGAUUCGUUACAGGCUGAGCAGCAGCAGCACAGUGUGGGGUCAACAGCCCCGCUGCUUCCAUACUGUGUAUUUGAUGUGGAGGAUGGGGUGGAGAGGACAAGAGGGCCAGCAGGAGCGCCUUCUUUGUGCAACGAGGCGGAAGCAACGGCUGCUCUGGAGUUGUACCGCCUGCUGCAGCUACGGCAGCAGCGCAGUGUGGGGUCAACAGCCCCGCUGCUUCCUUACGCAGUGUUUGAUGUGGAGGAUGGGGUGGAGAGGACGAGGGGGCCGGCAGGUGCAUCUUCUCUCUGCAACGAGGCGGAAGCAAUGGCUGCUCUGGAGCUGUAUCGGCUGCUGCAGCAACGGUAA